This is a messenger RNA of Amaranthus tricolor (Joseph's coat), 2160 nucleotides long. RefSeq names its product BTB/POZ domain-containing protein At5g60050. Gene Ontology annotation, molecular function: protein binding. The record is from RefSeq and is a predicted model, not a curated record. NCBI's taxonomy places the organism in Eukaryota, Viridiplantae, Streptophyta, Magnoliopsida, Caryophyllales, Amaranthaceae. The transcript has 2 exons. The coding region runs from base 322 to 1869 and encodes 515 amino acids.
AAUAUUUUCUCAUUAGCAAUGGGGAGAACUUUAAGUGGAUGGGGGGAGUUAAAUUAAAUGACCAAAUUCCACCAUUAAUAAACAAUUAAGAACCUUACUAUCUGCUCACUGACUCUGCUGUUAGCCCACUUUCACUGUCACAGUGUCACUCAAAUCUCAAUUGUAAUCAGUACUACUACACAUAAUUUAAAGAGAUUCACACACACAAUACACUUAGAUCUAAACUAAUCUUUGCCUUCUCUCAAUUCUGCUACUUUUCUCCUUCUUUGGAUUCCCCCUCAUUAAAACCCACCGAACUUUAAGCUUCAAUCUCCCUUUUUAAUGGCUUCUUCUAAAGAAGUUUCUACCAUGAUAAGACAUGGUAUUAUUUCAGACCCAUCAAUCUCUCUUUCCCCCAUUAAUAAACCCACUUCAAACUCGGAAAAUUCCAUUUCUUCUUCCCCUUCUAAACCCAUUUCUUUUUCUCCUCCUCCUUCAUUUUCUAGACCUACCCUUUUUGAAAUGAUGUCUGAAGAACAACUUAGAGAGUCUAAACAGUCAAAAGAUAAUAAUUAUAGAAGAUUACAGGGUAAAUUGUCUAGGGUUUUGUCGAAGAACCCUAAUUUUAUCGAUAGUAAUGAUAGUAGUAGUAAUAAUUUGGGGGGUUUUGGUAAUGGUGAUGUAAAACUUACUAUUAGUGGAAGAGAUGGAUUUAAGAUUUCAAUGGAUGUUCACAGGAAAGUUCUAGCUGAAAAAAGUAGGUUCUUUGCUGAAAAAUUGAGUGAUGGUAACAUUACUCAUUCAGUAGAAAUCUGUGAUUGUGAUGAUGUUGAGAUUUAUGUUGAAACUCUUGUUUUGAUGUAUUCUGAUGAUUUGAAGAAGAAAUUGAUGGGUGAAGAUGUUUCCACAGUUUUGGGCUUGCUUAAGGUAUCUGCUGCCAUUUUGUUUGAAGCAGGGAUUUUGUCGUGCUUAGAGUAUUUGGAAGCUGUUCCAUGGUCUGAAGACGAAGAACAGAAAAUCAUUUCCUGUCUUAGUCAACUUCAGCUUCACGACUCAGUUAGUGAAGAUGUUCUUCAGAGAGUAUCAACCGAACCAUCCACAUCUACACAUGCCGAUGAUAUGUUCAUGAAAAUGCUCACCGGUGUCCUCCAAGCUAAAGACGACAAAGCUCGUAAAGAGAUGAAGUCUCUUAUUUCUCGGUUGCUUCGGGAAGAUGUUGUAGACUACAGCAACUACGGACCUAAAAUUGAUGUUUCCAAAGAUACUCUUUACAGUCUCUGCCAAAGGUGUCUCAGUGCACUUAUACUUAGCCUGUCUGAAGCAACAUGCAUGGAUGAAAAUAAACAUGAUCGCAGUGCAAUAAUGAGGGAGAUAGCUCGUGAAGCUGACAAUAUACAAUGGAUUGUAGAUAUCUUGAUCGACAAGAAGAUAGGAGACGAGUUUGUAAAGUUGUGGGCAGAUCAAAAGGAACUCGCUGCUCUUCAUUCAAAGAUCCCGACUAUGUACAGGCAUGAAAUUAGCAAGGUAACAGCCCGACUAUGUAUUGCCAUUGGAAGGGGGCAUAUCUUGGUGCCGAAAGAAACCCGUUAUUGCCUUCUAUCCACAUGGUUGGAACAUCUAUACGAGGACUUCAGAUGGAUGAAGAGCGCGAGUAGAUAUGUGGACAAAAAAGUUGUUGAAGAUGGUCUUGGCCAAACCAUUCUUACGCUGCCGAUCUCUCAGCAGCAGUACAUCUUAAUGAAUUGGUUCGAUAGGUUUCUCGCUAAAGGAGACGAUUGUCCCAAUAUUCAGAAGGCAUUUGAGAUUUGGUGGAGAAGGGCUUUUAUAAGGCAGUAUACACCAGAUCAAGAUCAACACAUGCAGAUUACUGUGUGUGAUUACACUGACUGAUUCUGCCUGUAUGACCUAAGACAAUAUGUAAAUAUUGGAGAUUUGUUUUUGCUUGCUCAUUGAUGGCCUAGCUUUUUUUCAGUCCUCUGUGUCCCCUGCUUGCACUUAAGACAUAUGUGACAUAUAUUGUACCAAAUAAGCUUUUCAAUAGAUAUUGAAGCUCAGUAAGGUUGUUUAUAAACCCCUCCUGAAAGACUCUUUUCCAUUAUAAUAAUAUAUGGCUAUUUAUUUGCUCUUUCUACAGCUCCUGAGAGCUCAACUUAAUUCAAAUGUUUCUGUCAAACUCUUGAU